AUGACUCGACCCGCUAGCCCAGAAAGGGAAAGACCAGGCAUUCACUCUCCUGUUAUGACUUCCCACGAGAGCGGAGCAGCCGAGCUGCAAGCAGAUGAAGAACGUGGUGUGGUGAGGAUCGAUGACAAGACGGACAUCUCUGAGCACCAUGAAGUUGUCAAGGGAGACGCUUCUGCUGUAGAUGGCGAUUUGUCACAAGCGGAGCAGAAGAAACUCAUUCGGCGCAUCGACCUACGACUCUUACCCAUAUUGGGUGUUAUGUAUUCGAUCUCCCUCAUCGAUCGUUCGAACCUCGGCCUCGCUCUUGUUGCUGGAAUGCAGCAGGACCUGGGUCUGAAUAUUGGAAACCGCUAUACCGUCGUUGUCUUGGUCUUCUUUGUCGCCUAUAUUAUUCUAACUCUCCUCCACCGUAAGAAUCUUGUCCUACCCAAAGUGGGCGCAGCCAACUGGCUCUCCUUUCUCGGAAUCAGCUUCGGAGCUAUCCUCAUUGGCAUGGGGUUCACCUACUCGUGGCAAACCAUGGCUGUGUGCAGAGUAUUGCUAGGCGUCUUCGAAGCUGGCUUCCUUCCAGGCUGUACCUAUCUGAUCACUUGCUGGUACACACGAUUCGAGGUCGGCAAGCGGCUGUCCACCUUCUGGCUUGUCUCUGUUAUCGCCAGUGGAUUUGCCGCAUUGCUUGCCUAUGCUCUCAGCCUUCUCAAGGGUCACCAAGGUCUUAAUGGUUGGAGAUGGAUCUUCAUCAUUGAAGGAGCGUUUACUAUGGCCAUCUGCCUUCUCGGACGAUUCAUCAUCAUCGAUUUCCCAACUAAAGCGACCAAGUUCCUGAGCCCAGUUGAGCGUGAAUUCAUCAUUAGUCGACUCGAGCGAGACAGUGGCAAUGCUGAAGAGGACGAGGUUACUCUGUACAAGGUCCUCCACCAUCUCAGGGACUGGCGGCUGUACAUCUGGGCUUUCAACCUCGUCGCAACAACCCUGCCCGGCUACGCGUACCAGUACUUCCUACCCAUCAUCCUACGGGAUGGUAUGGGCUACACUGGAACCCAGGCUCAGCUUCUGAGUGCCCCUCCCUAUGUCUUCGCCGCGAUUGUGUGCUACAUCUCUGGCUGGAUCGGGGACCGUUUCCAGAUUCGCGGGCCUAUCGUUGCUGUGCACCAAGCCUUGACUGCGAUCGGCAUGUUGGUUACAGUCUAUGGCAAAUCGACUGGUGCGAGAAACGUUACUGAUAUGGAUAAUCUAGGUAUUGGCUUUGUCCAGUUUUGUGUACCAGGUGUCCUCGCCUUCCAGGCCAACAACAUUACCUCACACUCGAAGAGGGCCGUGGCAUCGGCCACGUGCCUCAUCGGCGGCGGUAUUGGUGGCGUUAUUGCGAGCGUUGUCUUCAUGGCCCGGGAGAAUCCUCACUAUACUACUGGUGUCUGGACCACCUUUGCUGUUUGUAUGGUCAGCAUCUCCCUGAUUCUAGGCCUGGACCUUCACCUCUGGCGCCAGAAUAAGGCCGCCAAGGCUGGACGGCGUAUGAAUGAGGGCAUGGCUGGCUGGAUGUAUACCUUGUGA
This is a messenger RNA of Thyridium curvatum, 1554 nucleotides long. RefSeq lists its product as uncharacterized. The transcript has 8 exons. NCBI's taxonomy places the organism in Eukaryota, Fungi, Ascomycota, Sordariomycetes, Thyridiales, Thyridiaceae. The record is from RefSeq and is a predicted model, not a curated record. The coding region runs from base 1 to 1554 and encodes 517 amino acids. Gene Ontology annotation, biological process: transmembrane transport. Gene Ontology annotation, cellular component: membrane. Gene Ontology annotation, molecular function: transmembrane transporter activity.